AUGCUCACGAGCGUUGUUCCUGGCAACAUCAUGUAUCCCAAGACGGCAGCGUUCCUGGCGGGUGCCUUGACCCUCACCCUCACCCAAGUGCACAUGGUCACUGCAACACCCUUCCCCCAACCUCAACCGCAACCUCAACAGAAGCACAUCGGGACUGUCGACUCUAGCUCUGCUGCAGCUUCGUCUCAAGCUGAAUCUGUCUCAAACCAGGGGAGACGAGAUGCCGUCAAACAGGCCUUUCGGAUCUCUUGGGAUGGUUACUACAAAUAUGCUUUUCCGCAUGAUUCGCUGAAGCCGGUGUCGAAUUCUUGGGAAGAUGACCGAAACGGCUGGGGCGCCUCGGCAAUCGACGCAUUCUCCACCGCCCUCGUCAUGCGCGACUGGCCUGUCGUCUCCCAAAUCCUCUCCUACGUCCCCAAAAUCGACUUCACCACAACCUCCACAGAAAUCUCCCUCUUCGAAACCACCAUCCGCUACCUCGGCGGUCUUCUCUCCGCCUACGACCUGUUGAUGAGCCCUCCUCUGGUCUCCGAUCCCGAUUUCAACUUCACCUCCAAACAAACAGACGCUAUCCUCUCUCAAGCCAUCUCACUGGCAGACGCACUGUCAGUGGCAUUCGACACACCCUCCGGCAUCCCCGAUAACGUGCUCGUCUUCGACCCGAAAACCGGUCCGAGGAGGGUUGGUCAAAAGACCAACGGCAUAGCUACCAUUGGCACCUUGGUGCUGGAAUGGACGCGUCUUUCCGACCUCACUGGCAACAGCACCUACGCGCGACUUGCCCAGCGCGCGGAGUCCUUUCUGCUGAACCCCCAACCUAAGGCCAUUGCGGAACCUUUCCCGGGCCUGCUGGGAACAAACGUUGAUAUCUCCACGGGUCUAUUCGUCGAUAGCUCAGGCGGCUGGGGCGGCGGGACUGAUUCGUUUUACGAGUACUUGAUCAAGAUGUACUUGUACGACCCAGACCGGUUUAGUUUGUAUCGCGACCGCUGGACACUGGCUGCCGACUCUUCGAUAAAAUACAUCGCUUCGCACCCUAGUACCCGCCCGGACCUAACUUUUCUCGGAGGCUGGCGCAACAAGACCCUUCGCUUUUCGUCAGGACACCUGGAUUGUUUCGACGGCGGCAACUUUAUCCUCGGCGGGCUCACCUUAUCUUCCUCCAAAUAUCUGGAGUUUGGUCUCGAACUAGUCAAGUCCUGCGCGGAAACCUACAGUUCCACAACCACAGGCAUCGGCCCCGAACUUUUCUCCUGGCAAGACUCCCGCACGCCGCUAAACGCCAGUAACAACCCGGUCCCUCCGUCAGCUGAAAAAAAGGCAUUCUACGAGGAAAACGGGUUCUGGAUUACCAACGGACAAUAUGUUUUGAGGCCGGAAGUCAUUGAGAGUAUGUAUUAUGCGUGGAGGGCGACUGGCGACGAAAAAUAUAGGGAGUGGGCGUGGGCGGCUUUUCUCGCGGUGAAUGAGACUACGAGCGUUGAGGACAGGGGGUAUAGCAGCGUGGAUAAUGUUAAUGAGAGGGGAGGGGGGAGCAAGACGGAUUUCCAGGAAAGUUUUUGGUUUGCGGAGGUGUUGAAGUAUUGUUGGUUGAUUUUUCAGGAUGAGGACGACCCCUGGCAAGUCAAGUCUGAUCGCACAAACCAGUUCGUUUACAACACCGAGUGCCACCCCCUCAGGUUGGCAAAGGGACGUGAGACCCAGCCCUCUUCUUCGUCGUCGGGUUCUGGUUCCAGUUCCGGUUCCGGGUCAGGUUAUGGCUCAGGCGGCGACCGGGGCGGAAAGAACAAUGGACACGGCCACCACCAAGGUGGACACCAGGAAGGGCAAGGUGUGUGGAGGUAUGGAGAUGACGACGGGUAUGGAAACGGGAAGGGGAGGGAGAAGAAGAGGUUUUCUGGUCCUAGGCAUGCGUAG
Molecule: messenger RNA, 1917 nt
Organism: Sordaria macrospora k-hell
Lineage: Eukaryota; Fungi; Ascomycota; Sordariomycetes; Sordariales; Sordariaceae
Biological process (GO): mannose trimming involved in glycoprotein ERAD pathway; carbohydrate metabolic process
Cellular component (GO): endoplasmic reticulum; membrane
Molecular function (GO): calcium ion binding; mannosyl-oligosaccharide 1,2-alpha-mannosidase activity
Source: RefSeq, a predicted model, not a curated record